AUGUCAUCAUCUCGAAGUACAAGUACAAAUGGAUUAAAUUUAAAUAACAUUCCAACUUUCCAAUUAGAUUCAGGUACACAUACACCAUCAACAAAUUCUAAACUCCAUUCAAAUUAUUCAACAAGAUUAAAUUCUCCUACAAGACAUCAAUUAUUACAAGAACAAAUGUUAUCAGAUAAACCUGCUUAUAAACAAAUUAAAAUAAAUUUAAAUAAAAUACCAUCGAAAAGUCCCAAUGUUUUAAAAUCUGUUUCAUUUGAUACAAUUUCAAAAGAUUAUUUAAAUAUAAGUGAUGAUGAUUAUGAUGAUGAUGAUGAUAAUAGUUUUGAUGAUAUUGAUUAUGAUGAUUAUGAAAAACAAGAUGAUGAUGAUUAUUUUUCAAGAAAUAAUAAAAGAUCAACAUCUAUUAAUGAACGUAUUUCAAGACAUGAUCCAAAUUUAUCAAACUAUCUAAGUCCCGGCGCUACUACAACUAGUGGUGGUGGUGGUGGAUCUUCAAGAGGUAAUUCAAGAACUAGAGGUAGAUCCCCUUCACCAUUUAGAGAUUCUUCACCUUCAUCAUUUACAGGGUUUAAAUCAUUAAAUAGUAUUGAAGGUGGAGGUAAUAAAAUAAAUUAUAAUUCAAAUGGUUGGAGAACUGAUUAUCCAUCAAGACCAAGUAUUGAUUUAGAUUCAUUUACAUUAACUUAUCAAUCCUCUAAAUUUAAUGAAUUUAUUAAAAAAAAUGAAAAUUAUAGAUCAAUUAUUGUUUAUAUUACAGGUAGAAGACAUUCUUGGGUUGCAUUAGAUUUUGCAAUUGAUAAAUGUUUAAAAAAUGGUGAUCAUCUUGUUGUUGUUUCAAGAAUUCCUUAUAGUAAUGAUUUUAGAAAUUAUAAAACAAAAGAUCAAAUAAAUUUCCGUAAAACUGCAGAAAAUUUAAAAAAAUAUUUAAAUUUUUUAAUUAAUGAUGAUAAAAUUAUCAAGAUAACAAUUGAUUUAUUUCAAUUUAAUAGUACUUAUACUAUAUUAAAUGAAAUUAUAAAAAUUUAUGAACCAUCAACUUUAGUAACAUCAACAAAACCAAAUUUAAAAUUUAAAAGAAAUCAAACUUGGAAAACUGCAAGGAUUACAGAUAGAUUAAUUAAAAAUUUUAGUUUACCAAUAGUUGUUGUUCCAGCUUUUACAAUGAAUGAUUAUGAAAUUGAAUUUUUCAAUAGGAAAAUUAAUGAACAAUGUAUUGAUGAAAAUUUAAAUCAAUUACAAAAUAAACUGGAAAAUGUUAAUAUGAAUGAUGAUUCAAUUAAUUCAAUUGUUUCAAAUGAUGAUGAUGGUGAUGAUGAUUCUGAUAAUAUUUCAAUUGAUUCAAAUGAUAGUGAAAUUAGUGAAAAUAGUGGAGAUAGUGAUUUAGAAUCAAAUAGUUCAUCAUUUAAAGAUCUUACAAGAACUAUAAGUAAUUAUCAAGAUGUAUUAGAAAAUUUUAUUAAUGAAAAUGAAUCAAAAGAAAUUAAACAAGAUUUUUUUUUGAAAAAACUGAAUAAAAUUACAGAUAUUAAUCAUAAAAUUUCAUUAAAAUUUAUGGAAACUUCAAAUAAUGGAGGUGAAGGUGCUGCAUUAGUUAGAAGUUUAACAGGAUUACCAGAAUUAGAAAAAACAAAAUCAAUGUUGGAUGUGCUAUCAGAUGAACAAAUUAAAAUUGAUAAUUUAAAAAAAUCUCUGAAUAAUAAUUUAAGUCAUAGUACAAGUCCAAGUGGUACACCAGGUAAUUUAACUCCUAAUGGUGGUAAUAGUACACCUGGUACAUCAACACCAAGUAAAACAAUUAAAUUUUCUAAUGAUAUAUCAAAUCCAAAAGAUUUAAAAUUAAAAUCAUUAGAACAUUUAAAUUCAUUAAGAAAAUAUAAUACACAUACAGAUCAAAAUCCACAUCAACAACAACAAAGAAAUUUAUUAUCACCAUCAAGAUCUCAACCACAAAUUUUAACAAAAUCAUUAUCAGAAUCAAAAGUUUCAACACUGAAUAAUAAUAAUAAUAAUAUUAAAGAUGAUAAAGAUGAUAAAAAGAAGAAAAGUGGAUUUUUAUCUAAAAUGUUUGGUAGAUCAAAAGAUAAAAAAUCAAAAUCACGUCGUCCAAGUACAUGA
Molecule: messenger RNA, 2118 nt
Organism: Hansenula ciferrii
Lineage: Eukaryota; Fungi; Ascomycota; Saccharomycetes; Phaffomycetales; Wickerhamomycetaceae
Exons: 1
Coding region: 1-2118 (705 amino acids)
Source: RefSeq, a predicted model, not a curated record